Messenger RNA from Micropterus salmoides (largemouth bass), 2215 nucleotides. RefSeq lists its product as uncharacterized. The coding region runs from base 36 to 908 and encodes 290 amino acids. The record is from RefSeq and is a predicted model, not a curated record. NCBI's taxonomy places the organism in Eukaryota, Metazoa, Chordata, Actinopteri, Centrarchiformes, Centrarchidae. The transcript has 7 exons.
UUAAAGUAACCUUUGCUGUGUCAUAUUGAAGGUCAAUGUGUACCUUUCUUUCAAUUAGAUCUGAAGAACAAGCCUUAUUUGAUGGCAUCUUCAUUGCAAAAGAUGAUGAAGUAGAAAGAUUUGUGGAUUACAUUCAUUCCAACACCAACCAUGUCUCUGGAAGAGGUGUCUGUGGAGGGGAGUGGUCAGCUGCCAGGGAAACUUCUCAGAGAUCCUCUAGUAAAAUUGAUGAGGAGGGACUUGAGCUUGCGGUCUGUCGACAUGGAGUUUUUCUCGGCGCUCUCAACAUGUUCAGGGGAGAAAUAUAUGCUUAUCCCCUCUACCUGCAGAACAAGCUGGCAAAUAAGUCAAUAAGCUUUUUUGCCAUGGAUGUAACCUGCAAGUACUGGCCCUACCUCCACAAAGUGACAAAAAGCUGCCCGGAGCUCCAGCACCUUCUGAGCAUGAAACCAUUCCUCUCAGUGUUUCAUGCCAAAGCCCAUGAUUUUAAAUGCGAGGUUAAAUGGAGUGGAGCUUACCAGCAAGGGGCCGGAUUGACACUUGGGGAGGAGGUUGAGCAGUGUAACGCCUUCCUCUCUAGGAUUGCUGUGACCACAAAGCACAUGUCCAAAGCAGGACGUACAGACAUGCUUACACUGAUGGCCAUGCGCUGGAAUCAGCAAAAGUUUAAUAACUUGGCUGCUUCACUUGCCUGCCGAUAUCAGAAGGCCGCAAAACGCCUGGAAAGCCAACUUCAGGAUCUGGAAAGCAUGAAAAUCCAGCUGGCAGUGACACAGGUUGAAGUUGAGGGCUGGGUCACUGAUAUUAAGGAGUGGGCAGAAGGUGAUAGUUAUACUAUUAUUUCAAUGUCUCAGUUCUGCAGAAUAAUGGGAGACAUGCUUCUGCAAGUAAUUACUGUUUUAAAAUGAAAUCAUACAUACACUGUUUUCUUGGUCAUUUACUUGUGCAGUUAAAAUGCCAAAUUUUAGUAUGUAGUGCAUGCACACUGGAAAUCAUGUCAAAACAAAGUGCCCUGAAAGUACCUGAAUGGUGCACAGUCCAAAAGUUGGAACAUUGGACAUUUCGGUGACAUUCAACACUUUAUUUUAAGGUGUCCUUUUAAGAUUGUAAUUAUACAUUUAAAUACGGAGUAAUAUUAAUUAACUACAUGUACUUACUAUAGGAUUAGGGUAGGAUUAGGAUUUGGUUGAGGGUUAGUUACAUGUAAUUAUGCAUAAUUUAUUGUUAUUACUAUUUUAAGUUCAUGUAACAUAUGUAACAAGGACACCGUAAAAUAAAGUGUUUCCGACAUUUCUUGCAGUUAGCGGAUCCCAUCUUGGCUACGUUGUCAUUUUCUUUGGUACCCUGUUACAUACUUCCUAUACAUGCUAAUAAAUAUGAAAUGAAUAUUGAGACUCACCUGUCCUUCCUCCAGGAGCUUUUUUUUAUAAAGAAAAAAAAAGCAGCAAAGAGGUUAAGGUAAUCCUUAUGACUUCCCUGUGGCGUUCUGUGUUACACUGAGACUUAGCUCGUUUCAGUUACUGCCAUGAAAAUGUAAGUGAAAUGUUUACACUUCUUUUCUUCUCAGCAACAACGUCCCAAAAGAAUGCCGAUCUUGACGCGGUGACCAGUAGAAUGGAGGUGCUGGUGGCCAGCAUUAAAAGAAGGUCCCAGCGCCUUUACAAAGACACCGAUGGCAGCAAAGGUCGGAAAGAAAGAAUCGUCUUUGACAUCAUUCUCUCUGACGAGACAGUUUGGCCAUGGCAACUUUCACAUGGUGACGCUGUAGAUUUGAAAAUCAAGAGGAAGGCGUUUGAUGUUGUGAUGGCAAUAAGGAGACUUGAGGAGGAGAAGAAGAUUGUUCUUUCUGAGAUGGCAAAGCAUUGGAAAUCUCUCUCCACUCGUGCAGACACACUCAAGGAGAUGUCAUCCCAGCUUUCCAGUGAGGCAUUGCAAAGUGAGCUGUGGGCUCUAAAUGAAGAAGGGAUCGAGGGUUUCCUCAGCUUAACUUUGAGAAAGAAGCAAGAAGUCACCAGAAUGAUGAAGCAUGCAAGAGACUGCUAUGCUCAAGUUUUUGAUCAUAUUCAGUGAAAUCGACACUAUAAUCGCCCUAUUUCUGAUACCGUGGGGGGCAGAAAUGUUCAGUAGCACCUCAAUGCAGUACAUGAGAUCCACGGGGAGGAGUCGGAUCAAGAUCCAAGGGGUGGAGAUGGGUAGGAUUAGGGUUGGGUUUAGG